UCGGCGGGCGCCUCGUCGGGAGAGGUGCCCCGUUUUGUUUUUUCCCGCCCGGCUUCAUUAUUGAUGGCAUCGGGACGGUAAUGCGGAAGCAUGUGUGAACGUUUCAUUACAAAAGGUGGACGCGGCUCGUGUUAAUAUUGCAGACCGACCGGACCCGACCGGACGGGUGGACGCCUCUGAAAAAAAAAACACACACACAAAUUAAAAAAAAAUUAUAAAAAUUAACAUCAACCGCAAUUAAAUUCGGCAUCCGGGUUCGGUCGAAAAAUUUCAAGUUUGGAAUAGAGCGCGUCGGCAGCCGAACUAUUGGGACGCGUGCGGGGAAAGUUUUCGGACGAACUUCGACUAAAGUUUCUCACGUGCGUGUGUGGACAUCGGACUAGUCGCGUGACGGAUUGGCCGGACAGUCGCGCGCCACUACGUUCCACGUUCAAAAAUCCGAUUCCAUUUAUUUUAUUCAAAUCCAUUAUUUUUAUUAGUGCAAAUUUUGUUAUACGCGUUCUCGGCCUGGUUUUUUCGCGCGUUGUUUUGUUGCCAGACAUUGACUCCUAGUGACUUUGUUGAUGUUUUGUUGAUUGUUUUUGUUGAGUAACAUUUUUAAAGUGAUUUUUGGGGCCCGCAAAGUUUGCAAACUAGACAAAAUAAGUGGAACGUCAAAUAUUGCAAAGAUCCUCACAACGGACACAUGAUUCCAUAACCUGAGCAGAAAAAAAAACACAAACAAUGGCGGACAACCAACAUUUCUGUCUGCGAUGGAACAACUAUCAAAGCAGCAUAACAAGCGCAUUCGAGAACCUUCGAGAUGAUGAAGACUUCGUGGAUGUAACGCUGGCGUGUGAUGGGAAGAGUCUUAAAGCCCACCGCGUCGUGCUCUCUGCCUGUAGUCCAUACUUUAGAGAACUGUUGAAAUCGACACCGUGCAAGCACCCAGUGAUCGUGCUGCAGGACGUGGCGUUCACAGACCUGCACGCGCUGGUCGAGUUCAUAUACCACGGCGAGGUGAACGUGCACCAGCGAAGUCUCUCCUCCUUCCUCAAGACUGCCGAGGUCCUCCGGGUCUCCGGGCUCACACAGAACGAGGAUGUCCAAGGGCCACUGCUGCAGACGCUGCGUGCAACAACAGCGCCCUCCCCGCACACACCGCCCCACCCCGCGCACAUACCCCACACCGCACACACGCCAACUUACUCCGAGAAACUCGAGGAGGCUCUCUCCCACGGCGGCCCGUUCUCCCGCCGGCUGCCCCUGCCGCCGCGGCGCAUCAGCCGCUCAGCGGACAACUCCCCCGACGUCAUCAAGCGCCCCCGCCACGACAACAACAAUACCGAGAACCAAGUGCACGAUUUCUCAACAAAAAAUCACUCGUUGGUGAACAACACGAGGAGCCACGUGGAGCCGGGGAACAACGGCAAUGGGAUAUCGAAUAGCAGCUCAUCACCAUCACCGCGGCUAAUGGACGAGGUGAAGAACGAACCACUGGACAUGAUAUGCGUGCCGAAUGCUGACAUCGACCGAAGCACGGACGAUACGCCGCCACACACCCAUCACAGAGCACUUGGAGGCGGCCCGCCAUCUCGCGGCAGCUCGGCCGAGGCCGACGACCGUACACCACCACCGCCGCUGCCACCAUCGCCGUUCGUCCCACCAGAGAGCAAAUUUCCAUCCUACAACUUCACCAUGGCUGCACUGACUGAAUCCUCAUUGGCUGGUCUGCAGAGUCCACUGGCGCCCGAUGGUAUGGCGAGCACGUCUCAAGCUGUCCCGCCCCUCCGUAUGCCUCCGCCAACUGCCGGCGGCAUCAACGAGCCCCAAGAGUGUCCAUACUGCCGCAGGACAUUCUCUUGUUACUAUUCCUUGAAACGACACUUCCAAGACAAGCAUGAGCAGUCCGAUACUUUGUACGUCUGCGAGUUCUGCCACCGAAGGUACAGGACCAAGAACUCGCUGACCACGCACAAGAGCCUCCAGCACCGAGGCUCUAGCGGGAUGCUGAAGCGGCUGCUGAAGACCUCGGCCCUUCACAGCGCCCUGGCGCCGUCCCCGCACCACCUGUUCGAUUUGGGCGCCAGCGACCAUGGACCGCAACUGCCGCCUGGUCUUCAAUGACCUCAGACCAUGGCUUAAAUUCGGUGGUAAAACUCCCUAUUCCAAAUAAACUUGGCUACGAGGACCAAGAAUAUUUGAAAUAUGGCCAAAUGGACGCGGAUACGAAAGGGAUAGCAUAACAUAAUGUGCAAUAUAAUGGACAAUGCCAAAACAAUGCUGGACGUUGCCGCAUUUUAAUGGUUAAUCGUAUUAUAAUUAGUAAAAUAUUGACGUUAGGUUUAAAAUUACAUGCAGUAUUCUCGCACGCGGCUCGUAGCAGCCGUCUAGUGUACGCUUCGAGGGUCGGACUUCGCUUUGUGACUAAUAAAUAAUACAGUACGCAAGUUACUGGCAUUUUCUAGUGAAAAUGUUCAAACAGUGUUCAAUAUGACAAUGUAAUCCAGAGCAAUACUAAAGUAUUAAUAUUUCUAGUACUGCCAAAAUAAUGCCAACUGUAUUCUAAAGAGAAGAUACAUUUUUAAAAAAAAAAACACUUUUCGAUAAUUGUCUAGUGUCAAAUUAGAUUCGGUAACUGUACAAAAAAAAGAACGUACAAAUUUUAAACAGUAAAUUUAAAAGUGGAAAGAAAAUAUUUUUUAAUGUAACUUUUUUCGGAACGCCAAAUCUAAAUAAAAAAAAAAUACAGAUUAUUUAGGGAUUAAUUACAAAAAUAAAAUUUAGAAUAAAAGAAAAAUAAUGUUGAUGUUGAGUAAAAAUCUAAAGACUUCUUAGAAUCUGAUUUCGAAAGUACAAAAUUACGUCUAAUUGAACAAUAUAAAUCUAUUCUAUGUGCGUUUGGCUUCAUUAAAUAAUAGUCAUCAAUGUAUAAGUAGCCGUGCCUUCGUUCGUCUGAUGCCAUAUACGGAUGGUGUUCGGAGACUAGCGCGUUGUGCGAAUGCAUCUGCGAAGCCGGACGACGGAGAGCGGAGGCGGUGAACGAGGAACGAUGCCGGCGGCCGGUGGCCGGUGACCGGUGACCAGUGACCGGUGGACGGUGAUCUGCUCCAGUGACUGGGCCCCGUAGGCUAGGGCCUAUAAUACAGGGUUAUGAGUGAGUAGAGCGACGUAGAGAAUAGAGAUACGCCACAUGAGCCUGUGCGUGGUCUUCGAAUAGUGCUGGUUCGACGAUCGUAUACGUGUGCAUGAUUUGGAAUCAUGAGUAAAAUUUAAUCAUUUCUUCUGUAUAAAAUUACGUAGAUAUUAGGUAUUAAUUGAUAGAAUUAUAUUUAACCUGUAUCCAUUUUCGGAUUUCUCUCUAUGAGUGUAUAGUGACUCUUAUUUAAAUGUCGACCAACGUAGCGGACGUCACGUUAUUGAAAAUUUAUUAGAUUUAUUAUUAUUAUUAUUAUAUUCUCAAAAAAAUCAUAGGAUUAACCAUAAGAUGGCUGCAGAUUGUAUAAAAAUUAUUUUAUUUACAUAUAUGUAGGAAAUUACUUGGGAACCGCAUUCGUUUGGGACACAAAUCAUACAUAUCGUCUCAGGGUGAACGUUGACAAAAAAAUAUCGUAUAUUCAACAAACGGACAAUUAUAAAUUAAACGAGUCUUAGUUCAACAUAUCACAUAAAAUAAAUAUCUCUACGAAUACCUACAUAUGAAAUAAAGUAUUUAACACCGUGAUAUUUCACAAAGCCAAAGAAACAUAACGGAGAUAAUAUCUACAAACAGUUAUUUUCAGUAAAUUAUUUACAUGAAUUAAAAAAAAAAAAAGAAAUAGUUUAAAAUUCUAAACGUGUUGAGAAAAAUUUGAAUACAUUGUGCCAUAUCCAACAUUAUUCAUUAUCCAUGCGAUUUGGAACAUAUCAAAUCACUAAAAGUGAUUCUGUUUUUAAAACAGUUUUCAAAGAAACCGUUGAUACUAAUUGUACGAGCUCUGUACACAGGAAUGCAAUGCAAUUUUUUUUAAAACGUUCGAUCGUUCAAAGCAACAUUAUUUUUUUGCAUUUAUUUUUUUUUUUUCAAUAUAAGUAACUUGGGUUAAGGAAAUAAUUUAAGUUUUCGUAUUUUAUUUUCAUUCUCGCGGAAUGUUACAUAUUCGUACUUUGUGAUAUGUAUUUAAGUAUAACGAAAAGUUAUUUGGUUAUUUCCAGAUAGUUUAAAAAUAUAAGUUCUCAUAACCUCAACUUAAAAAUAGAUGUUAAUUUAAAAUUAAUACCGCGGGUUAGUUUUCGAUUUUGAACUGGCUAUACCUGCGUUAACAAGCAUAUACCUCCAGUGUUUCAUAAUACCUCAAAUAUAUUAUUUUGUUUUUUUAUAAUUUUUAUCGAAUGUUAUUCUUGCAAGUAUGCGAUAGAGCCCUUGCCGCGUUUUUUGAACGUUCCAUCUCAUUCUUACUGCUGCGUUCGGGUGGUUAGAAAGAGAUGGAACGACCUCAGAAAACGUCGACACUUCGAGGUGAGGGUUCAGUUUUCUAGUAAAUGCAAUAACAUGGGUUCGAAAACGUAAUACAACAUUUAGCUGGAGCUUAGAAGAGAAAAGCAAGCGGGUAGAUUAAAUUGUAAAUAUUAUAAGUUAGUGACUACAAACACUACGCAUGUAUCGCGGCAUCGUUUGGGAAUGAACGCCUCGUGAUAUUAUUAACUAUAUAGUAAAUAGAAAACAUUAAUGGAAAGGAUUUUUAUAUAUUCUACUAAUGGAUUUAUUAAUAGUGAAACUUAGUAUAGUCUCCAUAAAGUUUAUAAUGUUUUGUGUUUAUUGUUUUCGCUGUACAAAUACUUGGCGGUCGCGUUCGCGACUGGAAUUGUUGCUGCCCUGUGCUUAUUUGGUUUUUCCCACCAAUUUUUGUAUCGUUUCUUGGUGUUUGUAAUUCUAAAUUAUUUGAUCUCAAUGAACAGCUGCGAACUACAUAAAAUUUCGGAGACAGCCGUUGGUGAUUGUUGUUAGGUCUUUUUACUAUGUUAAGUUUGGAUAUGUGUCGGCAAAAAAACAAAAAAAAAAAACAAUCGCAGCUAGGGAAUUCAAAAUGGCCGUAGCGUGUGUACGCCCAAAAUUUAAAAAAAGAACAGCGUUAACAAUAGGAUUACAAUGUUUUGCAAUGUAUACCAAAAUACUGCAUUUUUAAUGUUUAAGAUGAAAGUGAGAAAUUUUUUUUUUCGUAAAUUUAAUAUACGCCGUCAAGUUCGCAAUAUAAUUUCGCUUCUUCGCCAGUUAAUUAUGUUAAGUUUAACAGAGAAAUACUUUAUAAACCGACUGUGUUACUAAGUAGGGUAAUGCACAAAUAAUCAACAACGGAAUGCCUUCUUACAGUACAACUAUUACAAUAGCCUAUACACUAGGUAAAUAUAAAUAAGAUGCCAAUACGCUAGACUCUAAAAUGACAUUGAGGCGUUGUAAAAAAAAAAUAUCGAAAUGUCACUAUUUACUUUUUUUCUACCACAGAAAAUAUACAAAGAACAUAAUUUAUACUUAUAUCGGGUACGUCACUAGCUCUUAAAGUCGACUUUUUUGUCUAUAGAGAGUUAUUUAUUUAAGACGUGAUCCAAAACGGUAAAAAAGGUAAAAUAUAUACUCAACCUCUUAAUGUCAUUUUCAAGGUAGGUAUUCAAAAUAUCAUUUUUGCGACUUUUUUAUAAAAUCAAAAUACGUAUCAUUCUAUCAUUUUUAUUGGAUAAUCUGUAAUGCAAUUAAAAAAAAAAUACCUACCGUAGACCAUAGAUUUUAUAUCAAUUUUCCAUGUUCACAAACUGUUUCACAAACAUCUGUUUUAAAUGCUUUUAUAAUAUAAGUAUUACCUCUAUAAGAUUAAGUAUUACCUCCAUUCAUUAUUUUUUAUUUUUUUUUGUUAUGUAACGUAACAAGCCAUCCGCCUGUCCGAUUUUGUGGUCAUGGCGUGAUGUUUACAUUAUGUAUUACCAGCCAGCCAAGACAUAUUUACCAAUAGACAGUUAUAUUGUAAAUAUCAAUUUUAUUAUAGCAUUUGUUAAAUAUUUUCCCAUACACAAACAUUAUUUUUGUUGAAUCAUAUCCAUAUAGAAAAUGCAAUAGUUCACCGGCAACAUUUCUGUUUAUGUAAAGUUCAUUGGCUUGACAUUUUUUUUUUUUUUAUUAAUAGUUGUUACUGUCUUGGGUUCUUGCCUUUUAGGACCUAUUGGCUUGACACAAACAAAAGUGUUGCCUACCAGUACCUACAAUAGUUAAUUAUAAAGAAAUAUUACAAAUGCUCGACCGAGGAAAUGAUACUCUUUUUUUAAGACUAAAUCGACUUCAUCGUUUAUACCACAGAUGACAUAAUCAUUUUCUAUUUAAAAAUAAAAAAAAUACUAGUACCAAGGAAUAAUAUUAAACUACUUUAUCAAAAAAAUACUUACCAUGUAAGUAUCUACUUCUCUUUUAGAUAAAUAACCAUUUUAUGCGAUGCUCAUUGCAGAAAUCUGAUAACUUUACAAAAAUCAAUAAGUCUUUAACGAAUAUGCAAAAUUCAAAGGUUUUGGCAUGUAAAUUUCAAUAAAUUUAAACAAUUUCUAAAUUAUUAUCAAAUUAAAUUAUAUAUAUCUGUACAAAAAAAAAACUACUUAAUUUUAAUAAAAUGAGUAACCAGUUAACACAAUAAAAAAAAAACCACAAAAUUAGUGAGUGAGAAUGUAGACAUAAAAAUGCGUUCUCGAUUUGAAAUGUUGCGGGUUUUCUCCAUUUAAACUUAUUUCUUUCUUUUUUUUUUUCAUAAUUAAAGUCGAUUUAAUCUUAUGUAAACAUAGCUUUAAUAUUCAUAACAGUAUCUUCCACGUAAAAUAAUGUAACGUAUCGCCGGUAGCAAUAGUAACCAACCAGCCAUAGUACCUCAACUAUAUACAUACAUAGUUACGUUUAUUGUCGUUUACCAAUAAGAUUCACUUAGCAGAUUUCUCAACUAUACAGAACGCUUAGUUUAUUACAACAAUAGAAUUAAAUAAAGUUAGAUUGUUCUUUUUUAAUGUUUGUUUCAAUAACACGAACUGUUUCGUCAACAAAUGUUCAUAGCUCUAUUUUUCUUUAAUGGAUGAUAAUGGAAUGGUAGCCACGCCAGCGCUAACGGUAUACACUGGCUGGACACUAGUGAGGGAUGAUAGGUGAGGAUGAAAAGCCAGGUCAGUUAGCCUGUCAUGGUGAACACACCUGGAAUCCAGCACGAUGGUUUCCAGAAGGAACCGCGUGGAGAUCGACUUGAUAGCGUAUAUUACUAGCAAUAGGACUGGUAGUUUCCAUUACUAACAAUCCCUUCCCCCCCUCAUAGGUCUAUUAAUAGCGCCAGUAAUUUUUUUUUUUUACAUUUAGGUACCAUGCCUCUAAAAUAAUCACAGCAUAUUUUUGAUUUAGGUUUGGUUAAAAUCCGAAAAUUAUCUUUUUAAUAAAAUCUUUACAUUUACAAAAUCAUUUUGGUAAAUCCUACUUACUUUACUAAUUAAACCUAAAAUUUACUAAUAUACGGCCUUUUACAGUAACACAUACCUAUGACCAAAAAAAAAUGUAUCCUCCAACCGAAGAAUACAUGUUUAUUAUAGUACACCUAAUUUUAGAAUGACCGUUGAAUAAGGCAUUGUAUAAAUGUUGUAAUUAGAAACAAAAUAUACUACUUACUGAAAAACCAUAAAAGUUUAAUGGAAAUCUCGUUUUUACCAUUCUCUGGUAGUAUAACCUCUUGUGACUUUAGGCUUCCAUCUUUUUAAAACUAUAUCAUAAUGCAAAAGUCUAUCAGUUGAAUGUUAUUGAUGCAAACAAUAUUUGUAGCUGUGAUUUUCUUAUUUGUUUAACAAUAGUGACAAAUCUGCUAGGCCUACAGUAUCUAGUUAACAUAAAAAUAGUUCCGUAACUCAAAGUGCACUUACAACUUUUAAUAUAAAAGUAUAAGUAUUAUAUUAUUAAGUACCAAUCAUGUCCGCGGUCGAGCAAUCGUUGAUAGCCACUCUUUACAGUACAUAAAAUAAAAAUAUUUACAAUAUACACGCUUACAACAUACAAUAUACUAACAUUUAUAUGAACUAGAAUUAACUUUUAUCUACACAAUAUGUUGUGGCGCCAUCUUGUUGAAAGUUGCCGUAUGAAAGCAAACUUCCCGCCAAAAUGCUGCGAACUGAUACGUUCAGUGCGUCAAUAAAUUCUUUUUCUGCGGCGAACUUUUAACAUACGCACGCCGCUGUUACUGUUAUGCCUGGGUGACACAUUUUAUACACAGAUAUAUUUUUUUAUGAUUAAAAAAAAACAAUUUAUAUGUGAAAGUUAAUUAAGUGGCAAUUCUAAUUUUUACUGCACUAUAUUUUUGCUGACACUUAGGUUAGAUUUUUCUCUUUUUCGUAAUUUAAUGUAUGCACGAUCUGCGUUUUUAUUAUCAUUGAUUUUCUUUUCUUAUAAGCCAGUGUCUUAAGUGAUACAUACCCUCGAGCCGUUACAAACUAAUUUAUUGAUUACAAACGAGUGUAAGUGCCACAUAAGACAUUUUUAUUUAGCCUAAACUACUAUUGUGUUACUAUUAUGUAAAAAAAAUAUGGUUUGCCAUCGUUGAACAAAGAUGAAAAUAUGUGUUAAAUACAUUUAGUUAAUGAGUUUUGUUAUACUUUUAAUGUUCGGGAUGGGUCCGAGUGGAAAAUGUAAAAAAAUGUUUCAUAGUAUUGUGUAUUGAUCGAAUAAGGUUACUAGGUGUGCGGGACCGUCUAAGCGGCCCUUAUAGAGAAUUAGGGCUUCUCUUGAAAUUGUUGUAAGUUGAACAUCUAUUGUCGGUGAAGACACUUAAAGUACUAUUGUUGUAGCAUGUAAUGAAAUCGAAUUACGAAUUGAUGUUCAACGGCCGCUGGAACCGCGAUUUUGCUCUAGACAAAUUGAAAGAAUGUAGGUAAUUGUGAAAAUGUUUAUAAUAACGUGGUAUGUUGCUCAAUGGAUAUAUAAAACCUUUGUUGUUUGAUAUAGUUAAAAUUUUAUUAUCUGUAGGACUGCACACGAUUAGUCCACGACACUGCUAUAUGAAACCAGUGUUUGAUAAUCCCAAAAUAUUUAUUAGGUAGUUAGAUUUUGUACAUACUGCCAAACUAGUAAAAAUAGAAAAUAGUUGCAAAUUCAAUUAACGUGUAAGAAUUAAAAUUUAUAAAAUAAUUUGUGAGUUAUAAAUUUUUAUACAUAAUAUACAGGUAUAAGUAAUAUUAGUUAAUUUUCACAAUACGAUAAAAUACUCACAAAUAUGACGGUUUCUUAUUAAAUUGUCAAAUAUCGUGAAGAACCAAUUUAAUAAUAGCUUCAUGAAGUAAAACUAAAUAACAUAAUACCAUAUCUAUAUUGUGUAUUCGCGAUUAUCUUUAAAAUCGGUGUGUUUGAUCUCACGAGUGAAAACCCCGGGGUUCCAGCGACAGUUGAAAUGGUGUCUUUACUUGUUUUGAUGUUGUUGAUAUAUGUGAUUAAGGAAUAAACUCGGGUUGCAGUUGAUAGAUAGGUACAUAUCAAUGGUCGGAAAACUUAGUACUGUAAGUAUCUUUGUAUCUGACAUUUUUGUCUGUUGCAAUCCAUCAUUGUUUUUGGUUACGUAUCUUAGUUUUGGCGCCAUUUCUUAUUGACUAAACUUUAAAAAAGGAUUUAAUCAAAUUGGAAUUAUGUUAGGAGUAUAUUCCAUUUUUAAAUUCCGUAUUAUUCAGAAAUUAAUGGCGCUCAAUUAUUUAUUCGCGUGCAAAAUUGCAAAAAUCACAAACACUAAUUCCCGCCAAAAUAGUGGCGCAUAUAUUUUUUUUUCUAGAUAUCGGACCUAUGUCAUAAAAGAAAUGCUUUGUCUAUGUAUAUAUUUACGAUAAGCACUGACAAUGAUGGAGCGUAGCACAGUAAUUGCUUUUUAUUAACUUUCAAGUGAAAAUUGUUUGUUUGAUCCAUCUCAUUUCUCGUUUCGAUAUCUACAUUCGAAUUCUCAUGCAAAGUAUAACAGUUGGAUGUAAUAAAAGUAUAAAAUAAACUCGCAGUGAUUCCAUUGAU
Molecule: messenger RNA, 10003 nt
Organism: Galleria mellonella (greater wax moth)
Lineage: Eukaryota; Metazoa; Arthropoda; Insecta; Lepidoptera; Pyralidae
Gene: br
Product: broad-complex core protein isoforms 1/2/3/4/5
Exons: 8
Coding region: 724-2106 (460 amino acids)
Biological process (GO): regulation of transcription by RNA polymerase II
Cellular component (GO): nucleus
Molecular function (GO): protein binding
Source: RefSeq, a predicted model, not a curated record